Messenger RNA from Thecamonas trahens ATCC 50062, 1720 nucleotides. RefSeq names its product coatomer subunit delta. The transcript has 2 exons. NCBI's taxonomy places the organism in Eukaryota, Apusomonadida, Apusomonadidae. Gene Ontology annotation, biological process: retrograde vesicle-mediated transport, Golgi to endoplasmic reticulum; Golgi localization; endoplasmic reticulum to Golgi vesicle-mediated transport. The coding region runs from base 126 to 1700 and encodes 524 amino acids. The record is from RefSeq and is a predicted model, not a curated record. Gene Ontology annotation, cellular component: cytosol; COPI vesicle coat.
CGCUGUCGGCAGAAGAGCUAGCGGGCCAGACCGGUCAAGUCGAGUAGCAGACAGUACAUAGAUUCACACACACACACACACACACGCACGCACACACACACACAUACAGAUAGAGAUACUUAGUUAUGGUUGUGCUCUCGGCAGCGGUGUGCACCAAGCAGGGGCGGCCGCUUGUGGCGAGGCAGUUUGUGGCGAUGUCGCGAGUGCGGGUGGAGGGCCUCCUGGCAGCGUUUCCCAAGCUUGUCAAGAGCGGAACGCAACACACGUAUGUGGAGACCGAGUCUGUGCGGUAUGUGUACCUGCCGCUGGACCAGCUGUACGUGCUGUGCGUGACGAACAAGGGAUCGAACAUCCUGGAGGAUCUGUCAACGCUCCAUCUCAUCUCCAAGCUUGUGCCCGAGUACUGCGGCGGGACGUCCGAAGCUGCGGUUGCAGCGCGAUCAUUUGAGCUUGUGGCGGCUAUCGACGAGGUGCUGACGAUGGGCAUCCGCGAAAAGGUGACCCUCUCACAGGUCAACACCUUUACCAUUGCCAACUCGCAUGAGGAGAAGAUCUUCGACAUGGUCCGCGAGAACCGCAUUCGCGAGGUCAAGGGUAUCACCGACCGCAAGAUUGCAGAGAUGGAAAAGGCCAAGAAGGACCGGCGGGCGUUUGGCGGUUCGGGGUCGGCGACGGGCUUUGGGUCGGGCUCGGGCAUGGGCUCCAGCGGAGGCAUGGGCUCCAGCAUGGGGUCUACGCCCGGCGGCUUUGGGUCGGGCUCUGCAGGCGGGCAUGGUGCGGGCAGCGCGUCGAUGUCUCGGCCUGCGGCGCCGGCUGCAACGCCUGCACCUGCGCCUGCGUCGUCGAGCACGGGCAUGAAGCUUGGCGGGCGCGGCGGCAAAUCGUCGUCGCUGCUUGCGCAGAUGAAGCAGGAGGGCGCGUACUCUGAGAGCGACGCGGUUGCGCCGCUGACGACGCUGGACGCGCCGGUCGACGACACGCCCAAGAUGGGCGUGCAUGUGGUGCUCGAGGAGACGGUGGCGCUAGUGAUGGAGCGCGACGGCGGGGUGCAGUCAAUGGAGAUCAAGGGCUCAAUCUCGCUGGUGGUCAACGACGCAGCGUCGGCACGGCUCCGGGUGGCCACUGACGUCUCACGGGCGGCAAAGUUCAAGUUUACCACCCACCCGCACAUCAACAAGGCGCUCUUCUCCAAGCAGAACAUGAUCGGGCUGAAGGACCCGGCCAAGCCGUUCCCGACCUCGGGCACCCCGCUCCAGGUCCUGCGCUGGAAGCGGGUGUUCGACUCGGAGGAUGACGUGCCGCUGGUGGUCACCUGCUGGCCGUCGUCGGACACGGUCUCGGUCCAGUACGAGCUGACCGACACUUCGCUCUCGCUCUCCAACGUCAUGAUCGCCAUCCCCAUCCCCGGCGGCUCCGCCCCUUCGGUCGAGCAGGCCUCGGGCUCGUACACCUUUACCGGCGACGCCCUCAUUUGGUCGCUACCCAUCAUCGACGGCGACAACGCGUCGGACACGCUCGAGUUUUCGGCGGCCGGCCUUGCCGACGAGCUCUACUUUCCGGUCCACGUCGCUUUUACGGCCCCGGCUCCACUCUCGGGCGUGGCCAUCACCGAUGUCGUUGCCGCAGACUCGGGCGCCCCUCUCGGCCACUCGACCCAGGUUGAGGUCAAGACUGGCAACUACCAGAUCAUCGAUGCGUAAACACCCUCCCUGUUUAUGGA